Molecule: messenger RNA, 1926 nt
Organism: Schizosaccharomyces osmophilus
Lineage: Eukaryota; Fungi; Ascomycota; Schizosaccharomycetes; Schizosaccharomycetales; Schizosaccharomycetaceae
Gene: mmb1
Product: mitochondrial microtubule binder Mmb1
Exons: 1
Coding region: 1-1926 (641 amino acids)
Source: RefSeq, a predicted model, not a curated record
AUGCCAAUGCCAGGUUCAGCAAAUCAAGAGCCUUUGGCAGAGGCAGAAACAAACAUGCUGCAGCGAUUAGAACAACUACAAAUGCAGACGUCCAACAUUCUUAAAAAACUGCAUUCUACUACCACUUUCUCGGAAACAUCAUCAGCUGACCAUGUAAACGAGAAUGGUAUCGUUGCUGCAAGCUCUACUUCUGCGAUGCCUUCCGACAACAUUGAUUCAUUAACUGAGGCGAUGGUUAAUGUGAAAAUAGAUGAAGAUCAGAAAAAGCAAGAAUUUGCUACCAAUUCCAAUACCGAGGACACUCCUUCUCAAGAACAACAAGAAACCCCUCAGAUACCUACUUCUAUUUCACCUAGCAAAACGAAGGUUAAAGCUCGAGCCAUUCGACCUUCCACAAAGCCGACUCGGGAAUCCCUUUCAACCGAUCAACACCAGCGAACUUUACCAUCCCGCUUGUCCGGUCGUCUUUCCACUGGAGUACAAGACACAAGACUUUCAUCGCCUGGUAUUUCUCCAUCCCCAGUACGUCCUCCUUCUUCUCUAGCAUCUCGUUCUUCAUUACCUUCCUCAGCUUGUCCUAAAGUUGCAUUAUCUACUCCCAAGUCGCCAGCUUUGGUAAAUCCUCAAGUUGCUAGAUCUAGAUCUUCCCUGGGUGUUCGCCCUCCCUCCAGAAUCACCGUCAACUCUACUUCUAUUGCACAAGAUACUGCACCUAAAGUACAAUCCAAGCCUUCCAAUGGAGAGAAAGUUUCUUCACCCGGAGCCUCUCCCAAAGUAUCUGCAAGACGAACUAGUGGGGUUUCCAUUGUUCGUCCUGCUACUCGGGCUGCAACAACACGUCCAAUGUCACGAUCUACGGGUUCCUCCUCUGUAGGGAUACGUGGAAAUCAACCUACCACACAAACUCCUACCGUUCCAAAGGCCAAAACCAAUGUACAUGCAAAUAUCCUUCGUCCUUCUACUUCUGCUUAUACCGUACGUCCUGGCUCCAGGAUUCUCCGUGAUCCCGAUCCAUCUCGCGAUUCAUCCAGACAUCCUCCGACUUCUUCUCUGCGUAAUAACUCAUCCCUGGCAGUUCCCUCUCCGCCUAUCGGUACUGUAAAUAGAUCACCGUCAAGAUUAGGACAAACUGGAGCUAAUAUCAGGAAUCCUAGUGCUAAGGUAAUCAGACCUUCAACUGCAGCUGACGUACGAUCUCCUUCGAGAAGUACUACUGCUACUAGAACGCCCUCUAGGCUAGGGCAUACCGGGGCUCCUAUUAAAAACCCAAACGUUAGAGUAGUUAGACCUGGAACUGCCGCUGCGGUGCACUCUCCUGCUAGAAGCACUAUUCCAAGAGCACCAUCUAGGUUAGAUCAAACGGAGGCCACUGUAAAGAAAUCAAACGUUAGGGUAAUGAGACCCGGGACUGCCGCCGGAACACGUUCACCUUCUAGAAUUACAGCACCAAGGACGCCGUCGAGACUAGGACAGGCCGGACCCGAUACUAAAAAAUCAAAUGUUAAGAUUGUGAGACCCGGGACUGCUGCUGGAGUACGGUCUCCUUCUAAUGCGGCUGCCCCAAGAGCACCGUCUAGACUUGAACAAACAGGAGUUAAUGCAAAAAAUUCAAGCGCCAAGAUAAUGAGGCCGGGCACUGCCUCUGGGAUAAGAUCUCCUUCACGACUUGCACAGGCUUCAGUUCCUUCGAAAACUCCGAUUAAUGGAGUUCGAGCAAAAGCUUCAAAUGUUGAACGACCCACAUCCUCAUUACGAAUUCAUGCACCUUCUCGUCCUUUACAGCGCCCAUCGAUCAUUCGCCCAACCACGUCUUUACGACAUGAGCGAAGCAAAGUUCAAGGAAUAUCCAGUCCAUUGCCAGAAGAUAUCGACGUAUCUAAAAAGUGUGAGUCCAACGAAUCCUUAGACCUCAACAAAAUAAAUUGA